Vigna angularis (adzuki bean) is the source of this 1745-nucleotide messenger RNA. RefSeq names its product serine carboxypeptidase-like 31. The record is from RefSeq and is a predicted model, not a curated record. The transcript has 10 exons. Gene Ontology annotation, molecular function: serine-type carboxypeptidase activity. Bases 70 to 1521 code for a protein of 483 amino acids. Gene Ontology annotation, cellular component: vacuole. NCBI's taxonomy places the organism in Eukaryota, Viridiplantae, Streptophyta, Magnoliopsida, Fabales, Fabaceae. Gene Ontology annotation, biological process: proteolysis.
UCUCCUCCAACAAAUUUCAUUCAAAAGAGAAUCUCUCAGUCUCUUCUGCCGGUGACGACCUUCCACAAUAUGGAUAACAUUGUAUUAAACCUCACUAGUUUAUACACCUUGCUUCUUUUUCUUUUCCUAUCUUAUAAGCCUGCUCUUUCGUUUUCUUCUAGAAAUAGCCAAUAUUGGGGUGGUGACAGGAUUUUGAGCUCUGCUUAUGAUGAUGAUCUUGUCACUAACUUGCCUGGUCAACCCAAGGUGAAUUUCCAGCACUAUGCUGGAUAUGUCACAGUCAAUGAAACCAAUGGAAGAGCACUCUUUUACUGGUUCUAUGAGGCUAUGACCAACCCAGAAGAGAAACCGUUGGUGCUUUGGCUUAAUGGAGGUCCUGGGUGCUCUUCUGUGGGAUACGGAGCAACACAGGAGAUUGGUCCAUUUUUAGUGGACAGUGAUGGCCAUGGCCUCAAAUUUAAUAACUUCUCAUGGAACAGAGAAGCCAGCAUGUUAUUCCUGGAAUCUCCUGUUGGAGUUGGCUUUUCAUACUCAAAUACAAGCAGUGACUAUGACCAAUUGGGAGAUGAUUUAACAGCUAACGAUGCUUACUCUUUUCUUCACAACUGGUUCCAAAAGUUUCCAUCAUACAGAACGAGAGCGUUUUACAUAGCAGGGGAGAGCUAUGCAGGAAAGUAUGUACCGGAGCUGGCUGAACUCAUCCAUGAUAGGAACAAGGACCCCUCUCUCUAUAUUGAUCUCAAGGGCAUUCUGUUGGGUAACCCAGAAACAUCUGAUGCUGAGGACUGGGUGGGCCUGGUUGAUUAUGCUUGGAGCCAUGCUGUGAUAUCUGAUGAAACUCAUAAAAUAAUCAAAACAAGUUGUGACUUUAACAGCACUGAUCCAUGGCGUAACGAAGAUUGUAGUGAAGCUGUGGAUGAAGUACUCAAACAAUACAACGAAAUUGAUAUCUACAGUCUCUACACCUCUGUCUGCUUUGCCAGCACAGCACGUUCAGACGAUCAAUCCAUGCAAACUUCCAUGAAGCUUACAUCUAAAAUGAUGCCUAGGAUGUUGGGUGGCUAUGAUCCAUGCCUUGAUGACUAUGCUAAAGCUUUUUAUAAUAAACCAGAUGUUCAGAAGGCUCUUCAUGCCAGUGAUGGUCACAACCUAAAGAAUUGGACCAUUUGCAACAACAAGAUAUUCAAUGAAUGGGCAGAUUCAAAGCCAUCUGUUAUCCCAAUUUACAAGAAGCUUAUUUCAGCAGGACUUAGGAUUUGGGUUUACAGUGGAGACACAGAUGGUAGAGUACCAGUGUUGUCCACAAGAUACAGCUUAAGCUCUCUUUCCUUGUCUGUCACUAAAUCAUGGAGGCCUUGGUACCAUGAAAAUGAGGUUAGUGGAUGGUUUGAAGAAUACGAGGGUCUUACAUUUGCAACGUUUCGAGGAGCUGGGCAUGCAGUUCCCUGUUUUAAACCAAGCAAUUCACUUGCGUUCUUCACUUCCUUUCUCAAUGGAGAAUCACCUCCUUCCACAAAAUAAAGAAAUCUGUAUAAUAAUCAUAUUGGGUGCUCUUUGUGUGUGACCCCAUAUGAAGAUUUUGCUCUUACAUUAGCAAUAGCUAAUACCUAUCAUAUUAUUAAAAUGCCAAGUAACCAUAUGCAAAUGUAAUGAAUAAAAGAGUUUUGCUCCCUUUUUCGCCGUUGGGCCAUAAUCCAUUAAACAGAAUCCAAGGAAAUAUAUUCACAUUGAUAUCUUUUUCUGUU